Molecule: messenger RNA, 3390 nt
Organism: Microtus oregoni (creeping vole)
Lineage: Eukaryota; Metazoa; Chordata; Mammalia; Rodentia; Cricetidae
Product: immunoglobulin-binding protein 1-like
Exons: 2
Coding region: 69-623 (184 amino acids)
Biological process (GO): regulation of signal transduction; regulation of dephosphorylation
Cellular component (GO): cytosol
Molecular function (GO): protein phosphatase 2A binding
Source: RefSeq, a predicted model, not a curated record
UUUGGGCUCUUUACUGAGUUUACCUUUGACUUCGGUCAGAAUUGUUCCGGGUUUCUUUCUCCCACAAGAUGGCAGCGUCUGAAGACGACUUACUGCUGCCGCGGCUUCCGGAGCUCUUCGAAACCAGCAAAAAAUUUCUGGAGGAAGUGGAAGUAGCAACUGAACCCUCCGGCUCCCGGACAAUCCAGGAUAAGGUGUCCAAAGGACUGGACCUCCUUGCGAAGGCUUCUGGAAUGUUAUUGGAACUUGAUUUGUUCAGCCGCAAUGAAGAUUUGGAAGAGAUUGCUUCCACCGACCUGAAGUACCUGAUGGUGCCAGCGUUGCAAGGAGCUCUCACCAUGAAACAAGUCAACCCCAGCAAGCGUCUAGAUCAUUUGCAGCGGGCUCGAGAACACUUCCUAAAUUUCUUAACUCAGUGUCAUUGCUAUCAUGUGGCAGAGUUUCAACUACCCCAAACCAAGAAUAACUCAGCUGAAAAUAACACUGCUAGCACCUCCAUGGCCUAUCCAAAUCUCGUUGCUAUGGCAUCUCAAAGACAGGCUAAAAUAGAGAGGUGGGUCAAUGACUGUAAUUUGAGGGCUGCAGUGCUGUUGGGGUGCAUGUGUUUGUGUGUGUGUGUGUGAGUGUGUGUGUGUGUGUGUGUGUGUGUGUGCUGCAGAAUGGUGUAUGCCAUUCUCAUGGUUCUUUAUUGAACAUAGGCCAUGGUAAAAGCAAACUUUCCAGAGUCUUGAGAAGCCUCUGCCAUUGUUGAGGGGGUUAUACCUAAACUGCAGGAUUUCCACACCCCCCAGCACACACCUUAUAGUUGCCGAUAGUAGCGGUGUUUACUAUACUGACCUUUGGGAUUAGCAAAGUAUAUCCUGACUUUUUCCAUGUCCGUACAUAUGCUGUCUGUGUGGGGUAAAUAUCACAGAUGUAGAAAGUAUUCUGUUCUAUUUAUUGAACAGUUCUCUUCAGGAGUACAAGCUGAGAUGUGUAAUGUCCUUAAUUAUAGUCCUGGUAGAGCGUCGUGUGACCUUAAUAUUGUUUAUUCUUAGAUUUAAAAAAAUUCAGUGAUGGUCUACAAGAGCUAGUUCCAGGACAGGCUCAAAAACCACAGAGAAACCCUGUCUCGAAAAAACCAAAAAAAAAAAAAAAAAAAAAAUUCAGUGAAUGCUCAGUGUCUAAGAACAAAGUUAAGCACUGGGGAUGCAACCUGUUUGGGUGUUUGUAUGAAUGUGGGUGAUCACUGUGCUCUGGUGUGGGCAGGUGGCAUAGAAACAGUGCGAGUAUAAGAUGGUACGAGGAGAGAUGCAUGGGCGCUCUGAAGAAAGAGGUCCAGGGAACAAGGGAGAAGAGCAGGCUCCCAGCAAAGGGAAUUUCUGUUCUGAGGUGGAAAUGUUAGCCCGAGGAAGGAGAGAGGAGGGGUUAGCCCAACAAAGUAACGGUGUCAUUCAAGCCACAAAGGCAUUAGAUAAACAGUAUUGGAGCGGGGCUGUGUGGAAAGAGAAAAAGCGUCCCCUCCCAAGCAGCAAAAUAAGGCUAGAGCAAAAUGGUGGUGGGGAGUGGGCAGAAGAGUGGGGCUCACAUCAGAGAGAGUUUGGGAUGUGAUGGGGAAGGAGCAAGCUUGAGAGGGCGUUUGAGUCCCGGCUCCAUCAUUAGUUACUCCGGGAUUUGGGGCAAAUCACUUCAUUUUCCCAGGUCUAAAAUUGAGAUAAUAAGUCCCUUUUCAUAGACUAUUUUAUGGAAGACUAACAGACAUACAUAUAAAGCUCUUAGUGCAGCUCAGUGGCUGGCACAGUAGGCAUUCACGGUCAGGUGGAGUUAUAUAUUUGUGGUUAAAAGUAAGAUCACAGAAUCGGAGCUCUGGGUUUGAGUGUCAGCUUUCCUUACGGAUCAUUGGACUUUGGGGUAAGUUAUUUAGCCUAUCUAAGCCUCAGGUUCAGUCCUAUGUGAAAUUAAAUAACAAUGGUCCCAGUUUAAUAUGGUGAAGAAGCAGAAAUUGGCUCAGCACCCAUGAGUAAAUAGACAGCAAAGUUGGGUUAUAAAUAAAAAAUAAAAGGACAAGGAGUUGGAGGGGGAGUUAGAGUGAAUCUGGGAGGAGUUGGGGGUGAAUAUGAUCAAAAUACACAGUAUGUGUGUAUGAAAUUCUGAAAUAUUUCGUAAAAAUAAAUUUAAGUUAUAAAGUAAAUCAGGAUGGGGAGAGUGUAAAAUCGGUACUGUGGCAUAUUGAGUUUGCAGUACCUACAAGACAUCUCUGUAGAGAUGUCUGACAGAAUGAAGCUCAGAGAGGUCAGGCUUGGACUUUAGAAGGUUGAGAAUUAGGCUAUUUGACAAAUAGUUAUGAAGCCUUUCAUGAAUGCCGGGGACUGUUCUGGAUAUUAGAAAACCAGCCAAAGUCAGCGCAGUUGCGCAGCUUUGAUUGUGGUAGACACAGACAGUGAGCUGGUAGAUACAGUCAGCCGAGCACCCAAAAGGCACCAGUGUUGAUUCAUGGCACAUGUGCACACAGAAAUACGCAGAAAACAGAGGAGAGGAAAAUUGGAAUUUCUCAAGUUCGGGUGCUAAGGGUAUGAAGAGUAAUAAAAUGUAGGUAGGGAACAGUUAAGUCACAGGGAAUGAUUUUUCAAAACCGUGGGCUAGACUGAGACAAAAUGGAUUCCAGAACCCUCUCUCUGACACUGUGGACUGGCCGCCCAUAGGCAUAGAUCAGAAGCUAAGGCAGUGACGUUUGUGUCCCGACAAUUACCCCCAGAAAAAAGCAGAAGAGAUGGAGAGAGGUAAGGGAGUGACACGAGCUGGCUGGAGGAUGAGGCAAAGGUUCAGAACACAGUGGCCUGGGAGAUGAAAGAUCUCUAAAAAUAGAAGCUGUAGACUUCCUGAAUGUGAAAGCAAUACUACACAUUGUUGAAAAAUUUGCAAAACAUUUUUAAAUCAAAAAUAAGCCUUAAUCUCAGCGUUCGUAGAUGUCAUUGUUAACUUUCUGCUGUAUUUUCGUUCAGACAUAUAGUUAUUUUAGUUAAUAAAUUAUGAACAAUACUGUAAAUGCAGCUUUUUAUCCUGGUUUUAAAACACUAAUAUUGUGAGCAUUUCCCCUGUCAUUUGAAGCCAUAUUUGAUGGUUUUGUAAUAUUCUAUUCUAUAGUUGUACCAUAAUCACUUAAACUAUUAUUGUCAAGUUUUUAGAUCCUGUUUUGUUUUGUUAGCUUGCAUUUGGGGGUAUGGUUUUGCUUGUUGUUUGUUUUGUUUUUGAUGUGUGUGUGUGAUUCUAAGUGAUGCUAUGAACAAACAUUUGUACUCCUUUGGUUACUGUUUGCUUGGAAUAGAUUCCUCUAUUUUAAGACUCUUGAUGUGUGGCAACAAUAUUGCCCUCCACAAGAAUGAAGUCUUAAAGUAUUUCCCAUUUCACAAG